UUGGGAUGAAACUCAUUUUGGGAAGAUGGGAAGUUACUACAUCAAUCGGACCUUCUUCUUUGAUGUCCACCCCCCUUUGGGGAAGAUGCUGAUCGGACUUGCUGGCUACCUUAGUGGAUAUGAUGGUACAUUUCCUUUCCAAAAGCCAGGGGACAGAUAUGAGCAGCACAACUACGUGGGAAUGAGAGGGUUCUGUGCGUUUCUUGGCUCCUGCCUGGUUCCCUUUGCCUACCUCACUGUGUUGGAACUGUCAAAGUCAUUGCCAGCAGCCUUACUCACAGCUUUCAUCCUUAUUUUUGAUACAGGCUGUAUUACUUUGUCUCAAUAUAUUCUGCUGGACCCCAUUCUGAUGUUCUUCCUCAUGGGAGCUGUUCUGAGUAUGGUGAAAUGUAACAGCUGUGCAGAUAGGCCAUUUUCUGCCUCCUGGUGGUUCUGGCUGAGUCUCACUGGCGUGAAUCUUGCUGGAGCAAUGGGGGUAAAGUUUGUUGGCCUUUUUGUAGUCCUCUUGGUUGGCCUGAACACAAUCUAUGACCUAUGGGACUUGCUAGGGAACCUCAGCCUGUCACUGGUCAUGUUUGGGAGGCAUUUACUGGCUCGUGUACUCUGCCUCAUCCUGCUCCCGCUUGCCCUCUACACGGCUAUGUUCGCUGUUCAUUUUACAGUAUUAAAUAAAAGUGGUCCUGGGGAUGGUUUCUUCAGUUCAGCAUUUCAGUCCCAGCUGAUCGGGAACAAUCUUCAUAAUGUCUCCAUUCCAGAGCACUUGGCUUACGGGUCUGUGGUCACAAUGAAGAACCUUCGGAUGGCAGGGGGAUACCUUCACUCCCACUGGCACCUCUACCCGGAGGGCGUUGGGGCUCGCCAGCAGCAGGUCACUGCCUACUUACAUAAAGAUUUUAAUAACCUGUGGAUUAUAAAGAAACAUGAUUCAGAGACAGAUCUGUCAGACCCCUCGAGUCCUGUGGAGUUUGUGAGGCAUGGAGAUAUUAUUCGUCUGGAACAUAAAGA
Messenger RNA from Antrostomus carolinensis (chuck-will's-widow), 1005 nucleotides. RefSeq names its product protein O-mannosyl-transferase 2-like. Gene Ontology annotation, cellular component: membrane. Lineage: Eukaryota; Metazoa; Chordata; Aves; Caprimulgiformes; Caprimulgidae. Gene Ontology annotation, biological process: protein O-linked glycosylation. The record is from RefSeq and is a predicted model, not a curated record. Gene Ontology annotation, molecular function: mannosyltransferase activity. The annotation marks the transcript as partial. The transcript is spliced from 10 exons.